Molecule: messenger RNA, 3921 nt
Organism: Plasmodium knowlesi strain H
Lineage: Eukaryota; Apicomplexa; Aconoidasida; Haemosporida; Plasmodiidae
Product: zinc finger protein, putative
Exons: 1
Coding region: 1-3921 (1306 amino acids)
Source: RefSeq, a predicted model, not a curated record
AUGGACGAAGAAAUAUUAAACAAGUACGCAAAAAAUAGCAACAUAAAUAUCAUCCCCUAUAGUAACUUCUUCGUGGCACAUAAGAGAAAUGCUCUGGGGGAAGAGUACCUCAGUAGGGACAAUGUCGGUCAUGUGAAGAAGCGAGCUAAAAUAUCACUAUAUGAUAAUUUUGAAUUUCUGAAAAAGCAAAGGUUAAGUGAAAAUGACAUCUGCAUAGACCACUUUAAGGACAUGGACAAGUAUAUCAAUCAUGUAAAGGAGUUAAGAAGUAUUUAUAAUUUUCUCUUCAGUGAUAAUUUAACCAACGAGCAUGAUAUUUUGUACGUGAACAGAAAAUUUUGUACCAUUCAAUGCAAUGAAAUAAUCGAUAGAAACAUAUUCUUUGAGAAUUCUGCGGAGAAGUGUAGUAAUAAUGGGUUAUACAAUUUUGCCAAAAGUGGAGUGAAUGUCUCCGGGGGUGCGCUCAUAAGGAAAAAGGGGGUGGGUGAAAUGGAAGCGCAUGGAGUAUCCGCGGGGGGAAAAAAUGUAGAUUGGACAAGAAGUAGCUUGAUCAUAUGCCCCCAAGGGGGGAAAAGCAUUCGCACCGCUAACGCUAACGUGAACGCUAAUGUUAAUGUUAAUGUUAGGCGUGAUGACAGCAUUGAUAAUUACCACAUGGGGGGUGAGGAAAAGUUUGGAAAUGGUCCUGAAGGAAGGAAUAGAAUUCCCGCCUUCGGAAAAAGAAUACUUAAUAGCGUCUCGAACCAAAUAUUGUACAUCGAUGAUCUAUCCCCCUAUGACAUUCUGCUCUUAGUGUCCUUAGUUACGCAGCUGCAAAAUGAACAGAAAGAAAAUGAAAAGGAAGAAAAGAACUUAGAAGUACUAGCGAACAUUGAUGAAUUUCAAGUAAAUUCACAUUCGCUAAAAGAAAUCUUUAGAAGCUAUUUUAAGGAAAAGAGUUUUCAAUGCUUCAUGUGCGGAUUACGAUUCAGUUCAAGUGUAGAGAAGCUAAACCAUUUGGAAAAUCAUUACGAGAAGAAUAAAUACUACACCAGCGGUGGGAUAGAAAAACCAGGGGCCAAUAGGAACAGAAAAAAAAUUAUAUAUUUGGAUCACAUGAGUAUAUCUAUUGAGUUCUUUAUCUGUAAGGAAUAUUCCAUUUUUGAGGAUGUGUAUGAAAAUAUAGUUACGAAAAAUUGUAACUCAUUUAAUUAUAAUGCCAAGUGGGAGGCGGACCGAAAGACGACCAUCCAUGUGGAGAAGAGGAAUUACGAAGGUGUGAAUGAUUCUGCUCUUUCGAAGAGUGCCAAGAGGGAGAAUGACGGAACGAAUUACGGAGCGAAUUUUGCGUCCCGUACAAUCGGUUUGAUGGAUGAUGAGGGAGUUGGUGAUGUUGGAAAUGCCACUGGAGGAGAUUUCAACAUGGUGUACCAUGCGGGGAAGGCAAACAGCCUUGCGCACAGUAAAAGAGAACCCCCCCCUGAAACGCUCGCUUUUUAUAUAUCCUCUGCGGGGGAAAAGUUGAAGGAAGGAGAAGACGCCCCGUUCGACCAAAACGUACAAGAUGUAUUCCAUUUUGGAAAAGGGUCCAACGAAAUGGAUAACUUCUUUUGGGCAAAGGGAAACAACCAAGGACAGAAUAAAAAAAAUGAGAAAAAAAAAAAGAAAUUGCAAAAUGUAGAAAAUGAUGAUGAUGAUGAUUCUUCCUCAGAUAAUGACAACGACAACAAGAACAACAAUAACAAUGACAGCGACAAUGACGGAGAGAUAAAUUUUUUUAAUUUUAUUUAUGGAAAUCAAAAUACGCAUGAUGUGAGUCUGUGCAAUUAUUACACCGUGAGUGAUGAUAACAAUGUUCAUAUAAAUUACAUCGAUGGAGAAAUCAUGUUUAAAAACAUUUUAAAAUGCUUAGAGAUAAAAGAUAUUCGCAAUUAUGUUUUCCCCUCCUGGAUACCGCGUAGGAGCAUAAGGAAUUUUUUAGUCAGACCCGUUACUGAAAUGUAUGGGCAUCAGGUAACUAGUACUAACUCAUUUCCCAAUUUGGCAGUCGCCAAAGGAAUGGGCAAUCUUUUUAUGAACAAGUACUCCCCGGAAGAUGCUUCGUUUGUGGACAAACUAGCUGUACACAGUAACGUGUGGAAUUUGUGCACAAGAGGAGAGUUCUACCUAAGUAAACAGCUUGUUCCGAUGAACGUUUUUUUUUCCUUGUCUAUGAUUGGCGGUCGGGAUGGUAAACGGGGUGAAACUACCAACCGACGUAAAUACGAACAAGGGUUUUUUUUCGAUCACGCGUUAGAUGGGAAGGCGGAUACAAUGCGAGGAGAGUUCCAAAUGGAGAAGGCCAAUUGGGGAGGAGCCCCUCUUCAGGACAUCAGCAUAAAAAUCAGUGAGGAGUUGGGGGAAGAACCCGUCGAGGGAAAGUCCAAACAAAUAGAUGGACUCAGUAAUAAAGUUCACCUUUCCAAAGAUAUCAGGGAAGGAGGAAACACGAAGAGAUUGGAAAAGAUAGACUACUCUAUGGACGAUUUUUCGGUCUACCCCUAUAGCAGACAUAACGUAGGAUGUGAACACGAGGACGAUGUAGAACAGAUGAUAAUGCGUUCCUUCCUGUACAUGUUUGACGAGAAGUACUUUGCACAAACCAAGGCCUUGAAGGAGACGUUUCUCUUCUAUCUGAGGAGUAACUAUUUGGAAAUGAGCCAUCAGUUGAAUAAGCACGUAAACUUGAACGAUAUAGAAGAGAAACUAUAUAGUUAUAUACAAAAUAAUUUUACACAGAAAAUGCCUAUAUUCGACACAAAUAAUUAUCAACCGAAUGAAUGUUUUCUGUGUAAAGAAAAACUUCACUUCGAUUAUUCAUAUGAAUACAAUGACUUAUACUAUACGGAUACUGUCGCUGUGGACUUGAAUAAUCUGCUCGAAAAUGAGGAGGAUAAGGACCCAACGAACACGUACAACUUCAAUUUCAAUGCCAAGAAGAUUGACGAACUCAGCGAUAAAUGCAUUUAUAAUGAUCCAAGUUUUGACAUAUUGGAUAACGGAAUUAGAGAAGCAGAAAUUUUUUUUCAAAAAAUGCAAAAUGGAGAUACAUGUUCGGGCAACGGAGUAAGCCAACAGGAGGAAGAAAAAAAUACCACAUGUGAUAACCACCUUGGGGGAAAGCACAAAAAGGUUCACAGUUCUUUGCACAUGAAUGAUCUGCUGGAAAAUGUAAAAAAAAUAAUUGGUGAAAAUUGUGUACUGAAAAGAACCAUCAUAGAGUCAGCUUUAAAAUAUAAUUGCCAAAUAAAAAAUAUCAGGAGGGGAAAAAAAAAAAAAAAAAAAGAUGAUCACAUUCACCAUUACAAUAAUUUAUUUAAAAGUUUCUGCAUUCCGUACGAAACUGUAAGCAUUCUCCAGGAUAUACAAAAAGAAAAUAAAAACAGGAGCAAUGUUAACGUUAAUAAUGUCUCUCAAUAUGAUAUUAACCAUGAAUAUGCAAAUGACGAAAUUGAUGAUUUUGUUAAUUAUUUUGAAAAUGCUACACAACAAGUCACCAAUUCAGUGUUGGAAAAUAUCUACAGUGGUAAAAAAAUGGAUAAACAUAUUUUUACACACAUGACAAAUUGUUAUAUAAAUGACGAUAAUGAAAAAAAGGAUAGUUUUACUCAUAUUUAUUUCCCGUCCAGGAAUUAUUUGUACACAAACUUCACAUAUUUUCAUCAUCAGUGUUUUAAAAAUUAUGUGCAGUAUUUUAUUUUUCCAUAUUAUUUUUUGACAAAGUUGGAUGAUCACCUUUUUAAGAAAAUUGUCAUAUCCUCUGUGAAGCAAUUUUUCAAGGCGUAUCAUCGUAUUUGUAAGUUUGGCACUUGUGGGGUGAAACACGCCGGGGAAAACCAUCCCUGUGAGAAGAAAAGACCAACUCCUAAGGCGAGCAAGCGCCAACGGAGGAGGCACUUUUAA